Molecule: messenger RNA, 767 nt
Organism: Helianthus annuus (common sunflower)
Lineage: Eukaryota; Viridiplantae; Streptophyta; Magnoliopsida; Asterales; Asteraceae
Product: replication protein A 70 kDa DNA-binding subunit C-like
Exons: 5
Coding region: 42-767 (241 amino acids)
Source: RefSeq, a predicted model, not a curated record
UUGCUGACCUUCGUGAAGGGAGUACCGGCCCCAUCACGGUUAUGGUUUGCCGAAAGUGGGAUGUCACAAGUGUCAAUGGACGCUACAUGAGCACCGAUUAUGUCGUCAGUGAUAAAAAGGGAGGUGUGAUGCAUUGUACCGCAAGAAAUAACAUUGCGCACUACUUCUUUGACAAACUCAAAGAGGGCGGGAUAUAUUUACUCAAGGGUUUUACGGUACAGAACACCGAUCAAUACCGGAUUCUGAAAGACAGCCCCUUUGUUAUUGGGUUAAAUGGUUCCACGAUUGUGAAGAAGGUUGACGAUGCCAGUGGUUCCUUUACGCGCUACCCGUUCUUACUUACGGCGUUUGAGGACCUCCAACCAACUGAGGGCAAGUUUUUUGUAGAUGUUGUAGGAUAUGUUACUGAGGUGGGGCCGCAGUCUGUGAAAGCAUCGGGUGCUCGCACGGUCGAGUUCAACCUAACAAAUGAACGCAAGCGCGGAGUUAGAGUGACGUUGUGGGGUCAGCUGGGUGAUGCUAUGCUCAAGAAGAAAGAACAAAACCCCGCUGUCUAUUCUAUAAUCUUGACUUCCAUGAGCGCAAAGUUUCACUUAGGCGCUCUUGGUUUGUCUAGCUCAUCGUCAACUAUGAUCAUUGAUUCGCCCGAGGUACCCGCCCUCCAAACUUUCAAGACAUCCAUUAGGUACUGGUACAACCUUGGUCACAUACACUUUAAUUAUCUGUUUUUUAUACGUUUGUCGCUCUGGCUGAAUAUCCAACUAUGA